This is a messenger RNA of Lemur catta (Ring-tailed lemur), 2433 nucleotides long. It is a transcript of the gene CCR9, whose product is annotated as C-C motif chemokine receptor 9. The coding region runs from base 183 to 1292 and encodes 369 amino acids. The transcript has 4 exons. The record is from RefSeq and is a predicted model, not a curated record. Gene Ontology annotation, molecular function: C-C chemokine receptor activity. Gene Ontology annotation, cellular component: membrane. Gene Ontology annotation, biological process: immune response; chemotaxis; G protein-coupled receptor signaling pathway. Lineage: Eukaryota; Metazoa; Chordata; Mammalia; Primates; Lemuridae.
UCACAGCAGGCCUGCCCCUCAUCCGGGCAGACAGCAGCCAGCCCUUUCCCCAGAUCCUGACAGCUGGUGGGGCCCGCUGCCCCCUGGAGCCUCGAGCUGCCCUCCUCGCUUUACUGAGGUCCAAACACAAUAAACUGCAAAUACUUAAAGUGCGGAAGAAGCAGGCCUGCGUCUGACCCGCCAUGACAGCCACGGAGUUCACAGACGUUAUUCCUAAUAUGCCUGAUGACUACAGCUAUGACCCCACAUCUUCCAUGGAUGACUACAUGAACUUCAACUUCACUGACUUCUUCUGUAAGAAAAACAAUGUCAGGCAGUUCGCGAGCCAUUUCCUCCCACCCUUGUACUGGCUCGUGUUCAUCGUGGGUGCCGUGGGCAACAGUCUGGUCAUCCUCGUCUACUGGUACUGCACAAGAGUGAAGACCAUGACAGACAUGUUCCUUCUGAAUCUGGCAAUCGCCGACCUUCUCUUUCUUGUCACCCUUCCCUUCUGGGCCAUUGCCGCCGCAGACCAGUGGAAAUUCCAGACCUUUAUGUGCAAGGUGGUCAACAGCACGUACAAGAUGAACUUCUACAGCUGCGUGCUGCUGAUCAUGUGCAUCAGCGUGGACAGGUACAUCGCCGUUGCUCAGGCCAUGCGGGCGCAGACUUGGAGGCAGAAAAGGCUUCUGUACAGCAAAAUGGUUUGCUUUGCCGUCUGGGUGGUGGCAGCUGCGCUCUGCAUCCCAGAAAUCCUGUACAGCCAAAUCAAGAGGGAAUCUGGCAUUACUGUCUGCACCAUGGUUUACCCCACGGAUGAGAGUACCAAACUGAAGUCAGCUGUCUUGACCCUGAAGGUCAUCCUGGGGUUCUUCCUUCCCUUUGUGGUCAUGGCCUGCUGCUACACCAUCAUCAUUCACACCCUGAUACAAGCCAAGAAGUCAUCCAAGCACAGGGCCCUGAAAGUGACCAUCACUGUCCUUACCGUCUUUGUCUUGUCGCAGUUCCCCUACAACUGCGUUCUGCUGGUGCAGACCAUAGAUGCCUAUGCCUUGUUCAUUUCCAACUGUGCCAUUUCCACCAACAUUGACAUCUGCUUCCAGGUCACGCAGACCAUCGCCUUCUUCCACAGUUGCCUGAACCCUGUUCUCUACGUUUUCGUGGGUGAGAGAUUCCGCCGGGAUCUCGUGAAAACCCUGAAGAACUUGGGUUGCAUCAGCCAGGCCCAGUGGGUUUCGUUUACGAGGAGAGAGGGGAGCCUGAAGCUGUCGUCCAUGCUGCUGGAGACCACCUCGGGGGCGCUGUCCUUCUGAGAGACCGUCUGAGGUGGGUGGUCCUUUCAAGAAAUGCAGAUACAGUUUGAUGGGACCAGAGAGAAACCAAAGAAGAAAAAGGAAGUGAGAGAGAGGAAAGAAAAAAAAAAACAACUCAGAAAGGAAUACAUCUGAACAAUAUUAUUACUCUUAGUUGGAAUUUGCCAAAGCAGAGUUUUCAGAGUUGACUGGCUACAGCAGGAGGCUAUCGACUGGCUCGUGGCUGCGAGAGGACCGAUAGGAGGACCAGGGAGCAGCCCACCCUGGCUUCUCCUCUGGCCCGAGCAUUAAUGCAGCUGACCUCUGGAGGAGGCGUUGGAUUUUUCUCAGUGCACUGUGAACUUCUGUGGCUUUGGUUUUGAUGCCACUUCUUCUUCCAAAAGGGGGCACAGAGGCAUUGGUCACUGCCACAAUCCACAAAAGCAGAAGGUUUCAUGAAAACUUCCAUCUUUGGGAAAUUUUCACCCUGGUUUUGGGCCUGACACCCAUGCUGGGUCUUAUUGAGUCCUGAUCUAGAAUCUUUACAAUCUCAGGUCAAAGUGCCCUCUGGUCUCCUUGGUCUGUUCGGGGCCAGCGAGGGUCCUUGUUCCUGUUUUGAAAUAUCUGCAGGUCUGGUCAGUGAGUCCCUGGACAACUGACCACACCAACAAGUCAUCCAGAGUCUGCUGGCUUCCAACCCACUCCUAUGCCCUGCUGGAGGCAAGGAUUCAGCUUGUCCACUGCAGCCAUGAAAGUGGCCCUCAUAGCCGGAGCAAGGACAUUGAUAACCUGCAUUCGGGGGAGCCAGCCCCAGCUCUGUCAUGGGCUUGCUCUGUUGAGCGGCGCUUGUGGCUGGUCACCCCGGCUGCUCCCUAUAAAGCGGUUGGUUCUGUCUGUCCUCUGCUUUCUGAGGCUGCUGGAAGGCUAUUUACUGCUGUGCUUCUUUUCUUAGGCUACAGCACCAACAUUUUAAAAGCUUCUAAUUUAGAGAUCAGGCUGAAAAAAAUAAGUGAUAGAAUUCCCUUUUGCUUUGUGUCUUUCUUUUAACUAUUUGGCAAAUUUAUCCUAUUUGAAAACACUUUGUAUAUUGGAAAAGUACUUUUUUUUUUUUUUGAGACAGAGUCUUACUCUGUUGCCCCAGGGUAGAGUGCCGUGGCAUCAG